AUGAGUUCCCUACCUCUCGACCCCGGCAUCCUCACUCUGACCUAUGCGGACGAUAUUGCCUUCUUCUCCUGCUCUCUAUCGCUGCAUACGCUACGUGAGAAACUGCAAGAAUAUCUCCUCGCGCUGUCGUCCUGGAUGCGUUCCGUCCACCUCACGUUGAACGUCCAGAAAUCUGCGGUCCUGGUGUUCCCCCAGACCAACUGGACUGGAAGAGCUGUGACCAUCAUUCUGGAUGUUGCCGGCCAGACCAUUCGCCAGACCAACCUGCUGCGCUACCUAGGCGUCUGGUAUGAUCACAUGCUUCACUGGGACCAUCAUGUGGAAGUCAUAAGCCAGAAGGCUUCGAAAGCAAUUGGCACAAUCCUCCGCAGCGCCAGCGCCCUCUGUGGUAUGCGCAGGAGCACCCUGCUCUUCCUGUACAAGUGCUACGUACGCCCAAUUCUUGAGUUUGGGUGUGUCGUCUUCUCGCACCUCCCCGACUACCGUCUGAGCAGGCUAUUCGCCGUAGAAAAAAGAGCCCUCCGCCUGUGCAUGGGCCUCCUCAAGUACACGGCCAACCAGAGCCCAUUAGCCACCAGACAGAACCAGUCUCUCAGGGAUCGGGCCCAGUGGAUCGCCCGGAGGUGGCGAAAAUCCAACACCCCGCAGCUCGUCUUUGUCGAAUCCCUUCUAGCCUCGCUGACUACUUCUCUGACUGCCCCUCCUGCGCCCAUCUGUCCGGUCUCGUCCAUGGCCCUGCGAGUUGUCGACGCGUUCCAGCGCGGCAUUGCCUACGCUCCGUCUCCCCGGCUUGAGGCCCUCCUCUCGGCGCACAUCAACCAGUUCCCAUCUCACGUUGUUGUCGCGACAGAUGCCUCGGUCUCGGCUCAGCUAGCGGGUGCCGGCGUCGUCUUCCCUCAGCUCGACUGUCAUUGCCCCAUCCGCCUCCCUGACUACACUCCCGUGUUCGAGAGCGAACUCCUCGCCAUGAUACUGGCUCUCAGAAUGGUGCCCCUUACAUUUCCCAGGAUCCUGCUUUUGUCCGACUCCCUGUCGGUCAUCACUGCCCUAGCCAGCCCCCCCAGCGAGUGGCUCGAGCUCCUGCAGGCCCUGAGUCCUAGCCACAUCACGGAGGUGGUCCUGACAUGGAUUCCUGGUCACUGUGGCCUAUCUCCCAACGAGUUGGCGGACAACCUUGCAAAAAUCUCCCUCUCUGGCCCUAUCAUUGACGUCCUUCCGCCCCUGCCCUCUAUCACGCGGGCCAGGUAUAGAAGGCUGCUGGAGCUGACCGCUCUCCGCUCACUGCCAGCCCGGAACGCCCAUCUUUCCCACGCUUGGCAGGCUGACCGCUGCGUCUCCUGUCAUGUAGAAGUCUUGCUGACUCGACUGCGCUGUCUAGCCCUUCCACUGAACUUUUAUCUGCACCGCGCGGGUGUCAGCCGCUCCCCUGCGUGCGUCCACUGCGGUCAAGAGGAAACUGUGGAGCACUUUCUCCUGCACUGCCCCCUCUACGACCGCUCCCGCCUUAGCUACCUUGCCCAGCCGCUGGCUAGACAAGGGGUUCCCCUCUCCCUGGACGCCAUCCUGUCAUUUGGAGCCUCCCACACCGAAAAAUGGCGGUUUGAAAUAGCGUCGAAAGCCGCCGCCUUUCUGACCAUCUGCGGCCGCUUCUGA
Molecule: messenger RNA, 1653 nt
Organism: Ornithodoros turicata
Lineage: Eukaryota; Metazoa; Arthropoda; Arachnida; Ixodida; Argasidae
Exons: 2
Coding region: 1-1653 (550 amino acids)
Molecular function (GO): RNA-DNA hybrid ribonuclease activity; nucleic acid binding
Source: RefSeq, a predicted model, not a curated record